Messenger RNA from Galleria mellonella (greater wax moth), 4079 nucleotides. RefSeq lists its product as uncharacterized. Gene Ontology annotation, molecular function: microtubule binding. Gene Ontology annotation, cellular component: centrosome. Gene Ontology annotation, biological process: microtubule anchoring. The transcript has 9 exons. Lineage: Eukaryota; Metazoa; Arthropoda; Insecta; Lepidoptera; Pyralidae. The coding region runs from base 186 to 3977 and encodes 1263 amino acids. The record is from RefSeq and is a predicted model, not a curated record.
CUAUGAUUUAAAAAAAAUAUCAACAAAAAAUAUUUAGCGAUCUUUUGCAAUUACAAAAUGUAAAAAUUUGCCAAAAUUAACCAUAACAACACUGCUUUUGUGUUAACGUUUAUAUUUUUUUGCAAUAUCAAAUUGUCACGAUAGAUUGAGAGCCAUCACAUGUAGAAUAAAAUUAGUGUGUAAUAAUGGAUGCUUCGGCAUCACCACAGGUCGAUGCCGAUUUCGAUAAAGUGUAUGGUUUUUUUCUAAAGAUAGAAAAUUCCACAUUUCCUACCGCAAAACAAAGGAACACAGUUAUCAAAUAUACCAAACUGCCUGAAUUUGAAUUUGAUUCCAAAGUAUCAUGGCCACCAAACAGUUAUAUGUCGCAGCCGCGGUUGCGUCGCGUUGUAACAGUUGAAGAUCCAGAUUUAAAAACAAGUCGAUCACUGAAAACUGAUCUGAUGGCUUCCUCUAAAAUGAUGGCUUCAAAUUUUACUAAAAGGAAAAUUGUUACUAUCACUGAAGAUGAUGAAAAUGAUCUUCAUCCGAAAUUCUCUAAAGAAAGGAGAUCAUCGUCUACAAAAAUAUCAAAUAGAUCAGUUGGUACAGAAUUUAAGGAAGAGAAGCAAUUUUCACAAAGAACCACUUCAAGAUUGACAAGUUCUUCCAAAUAUUCUAAGGAAACUAAAACAAACAAUGUAAAUAACAGAAAAGAUAUAAGUGUUGCAAAAUUGAACUGUAGGGGCAAAUAUUCAAGUACUAAUAAUCAGUCCACACCGGAAAAUACUAGAGCCAAAAAUGUAAAAGGAAAAGAACCCACCUGGAAAUCAAGGACCGCGUUUACGUCAUCCAAAGUUAGUCUAAGUAAAAAUAUAAUUACACCAAGUGAAAGUGAAAGGGAAGUAUGUUUAUUAAAAAGCAAGUUGCUGGAGAAUUUAAAAAGUAACAUGUCUACUAAACCUGUUGAAAGGACGCAAAUAAAUAAAUCUCCACCACCGUCACAAAAUAGAAGAAAAAAUCCUGUUCUAAAGGAGAUUAAAAAUAGAAAUAAGGCAGUUACUGUAAUACACGUACCAUUAGAUGAAAAAUAUCGUAAACGUGAUCGUGUGGAAACAUCCGAAACCAUAAUACACUCAACAUCUGACAAUAUAAGGCAAAUAGAUUGUAGCACAGAAAUAGACAAAAUAAUUUGUUCCAAAGAUGUUAACAUUGGAACGGAUCCAUUGCUAACAACAGUCGAUCAAACGACUGAAAUCGAAUCUCAUGAUUUUAAAAUGAUAAAUAAAUUAAUUGAAAGUGAUAAUUUCCAAGAAGAAACAAAAGUGUUUGAUAGUCUUGAAGUACCAAAUGUUACCCUUACAAAAGAGAAAAGCGAAUCCAAAGAGAUAGUUAAGCUUUAUAAUAGUAAAUCCCUGCCAAAUCUUCAAGUGCCCUCUCUAAAAAUAACUCCCAAUAAAGAUGAAAAUAAUGAGUCAAAUUUCUAUAAAAGUUCUUCCUAUAUAAUUAGUCGCGCGACAGUAACGUGUACAACAAGACAAAAAAUUAAUUUUCAUGUAGUCAGUAGUAGUAGUGAUACAUCUAAUUUGUCACCGAGUCCAAUACCAUUAGCCUAUCCUAUGAAUGUUGUGUCAGUUUACAAAAAACAAAUGAGAAAAAGAGAAUUAAAAGAUAUACUGCAGGACGACACCUACAAAAAAAAAGAUAAAACAGACAUCGAAUACACUGACUGUAUAAAUGAGUUAAAAUCACUUAAUUGUUCAUACGUUUUUAAUAACAGUAAAUUAGUAAAACCGUCGGAUAUAAUCAGCACAAUAAGAGUUAAUAACGGUUUAUUACAAAGUGACUAUAUUUGUGAACAGUUUCAAAGGGAGCUUAAUUUUAUAGAUUCGUUUUUUGAAUCACUCCAAUAUUUGGAAUCUUGUUCGCUAUCCAAUAAAUGUUUGUCAGAAAAUAAAGUUGAAAGUUGGGUGAAAAAUAGUGGAUUCGAUGUACGAAGUCCUGACUACAGUUCCUUUUUAUCGAAACUUGAAAAUGGAAACAAUGUUGAUGAAACAAUGGCAUCCAAGAGUCUUUGUUUGCUCAACUUGCUCAUUCGUGAUGAACAAAGACGAGCGAAGAAUCUACUUUUUGUACUUAAAAUGCGAGAAGAUGCCCUAAAGGACUACACUAAAUCACAAAUACUUUGGUUAGAAGAUAAGAAGAAACAGGAUAAUACUGAUAUAUCUACGUUGAAGAAGAAACAAAGAGGUGCACUUUUAAAACUACAGCACGAAUGUGGGGAAAUGCAACGCAUGCGUAAAGCGCUAGUCGCACUUACAGAAAAACGUAAAGUGGCACUUAUGAAAACAAAGAAGAAUAUAGAACUGAAAUUGAGUAGUAGUGUUGACGUAGAUCAAAUACUAUUAGGAAAAAAGAAAUUAAAAAGGAAUACGGGAUCUGACCGCAAUAUAGCACCUGUUAAAUGUUUUGAUUUAUCGAGUAGUGGAUGUGAAGACACUACGACAUCCCGGCCCAAGGCUGAAACACCUCUACCGGUUCCUGAGUCGGUUACUAUGGUGGCAAACGUCACGAGUGCAGAAAAAAGCAUCCAAACUGGUGAUAGUAUUUUAGCUACAACUCCAGUUGAUCAAUCUACUGAAACCGCAGCAGAGAAUUUCGUAGUUGUCGAUGGAAGCUACCUUAAUAUUCUAUUCCAUAAUUUAUCAUUACCACAAAUCUUUAGUUAUGGAAAACAGUAUGAAGUUAAUGAAGAAGCAUUGAAGAAUGUAGUCAACUCAACAAAUACCAAUCAGAGUAAUUUAAAUGAGACAGAUGUUGAAAAGUUUAUAGAUCAGAUAAAAAAUCCAGAUUUGGAAAGCAGUACACCAUCAACUGCGCGAAGUCUAGUAGAAGAAUUUGAUCAAUACUACAAAGGUCUAACAGAAGGAGAGAAGUCACCGUUAGAUCUUUCUGAGCAGGAUUAUAAUUCUAGUGUAAUGUAUGAAUUAAAAGAUAGUUUACUUCAAGUGACUGACUUAAAUUUAAAUCAAUCUGAGAAUCAUAAUUGUCAGAGUGCUUCUACAAUGACUGGUGAUAGUAACGAGACUGUGCGAAACACUAAUAUUGCGGUUUCAACUGAUAAGUCAUGUGCAUGCGAGAGUUCCGUAUCACCUGUAGAAGCGAACGCUGUAAUGACAAAUCAGACUGGACCGUUGCCGGUGCCAGCAGGUGCCGCUGCUUCGAUGGACUCUCAGCCUGCAGACAUGUCGUUGUGGUUGAUCUCCAAAUCAUCUACAUCAUCUGUCACAACAGAGAGUAGCAGCAUCAGUAAUCAACCGCCGUGCGCCAGCGUGUCAUCCGUCGCAUCUCUCACAUCGCCAGUUCACCAUGAAGCUGAAGAACUGCGCCGGCAACAAUUAGCUAUCGAGAGAGAGAUAAAAGCUUUAGAGCAGCAGCAGUGCCAACUUCUAGUUGUACGGGAGAUACCGGACAAACCACCGCCACCGUAUACUCCACCCACCGAGUCACGAAUGACUAAAAUACCAAGAAUGUUCGUAGCUGAUGAUACCACCGCACACCGUAUACAGAAAUACCUCACAAGCUUAGACACUGGGCCCCAAGAUACAACAGAUGCAUUUGAUGUGUUCGUUCAUGACUUCUGUUAUGAAACACUGCAUCGACAGAAAUUGGAGCAAAGCGACAAACCCUGGGAUUCGUGCAAUUUAUUACCCCAAAAACCACAAGCAGACACAGAAAAAUUAGUAAAGAAAACCUCAUUAGAUUUAGUAGAAGUUUUGACUGGUGUAACGCCGGCAGUUGUUUCUGGCGUGGCGUCCCGUCGUUCAGAUCACAUCGACGACAUACUAUUCGCAGAGUGGCGUCGCUGCGAGCCUGAGUGGACCGCGCUCCACGUUGACGAAGCUAUCGUGAAGAACCAACUCUUUGAAAGCAUCUUCCAGAAGAUACUUAACGAGACCAUAGACGAAUACAAGAGAACUGUCCAGUGUAACAAGUGAAGUGACAAACAGUUGUGUUGUUAAGGUUUGCUUUGGAAAAUAAUGUAAAAAAUUGCUGUGCUAUAUACUUAAUAAAUUAUACUAUUUAAUAUUUUAAUCUUA